This is a messenger RNA of Pundamilia nyererei, 6830 nucleotides long. It is a transcript of the gene sh3rf1, whose product is annotated as SH3 domain containing ring finger 1. The coding region runs from base 437 to 3025 and encodes 862 amino acids. The transcript has 12 exons. The record is from RefSeq and is a predicted model, not a curated record. Lineage: Eukaryota; Metazoa; Chordata; Actinopteri; Cichliformes; Cichlidae. Gene Ontology annotation, molecular function: protein binding.
UCUAGCAGCAGUCCCGCAGAGCAGAAGUACCAGCAUGGCGCUCGGUGAGGCUGGAGUUCCGUUGUCUCUCUUGUAUUGUGUUUCUCAUGUCAGGUUUUACUCCACUAUCUGAUAGAGGUCUGCGAUUCCUGCGCGGUGUGCGCCUCUAAACAAAACCUGUCUGGGUAAAAACGGCAGCAUUUUCCUGCUGGAUACUCACAGAGAAGUGGUUUGUAGAUAUCUGAGAAGGCUUGCUAACUAGCAAGGAGGCAAAAAAAAAAAAAUUACGGGAGAUACAGAGCAACAAGAGGAGGAGUCCUGUUCUGGAAGAGCUGAUGCAGGUGCCAUGGCAAUAGCCGAGGCAUGGGAGUGACGUGACAGUACUUGAUGUGCUUCCAAACAAAAACCUUAUCAGCAUCAUGUUUUUCUGCUGAAUUAGAGGCAGAACACACAGAGAAUGGACGAGUCCGUGUUGUUGGAUUUGCUCGAGUGCCCCGUUUGUCUCGAGCGGCUAGAUGCCUCGGCAAAGGUUCUUCCUUGUCAGCACACCUUCUGCCGGCGUUGCCUCCAAGGUAUCCUUGGCUCACGCGGGGAGUUGCGCUGCCCAGAGUGCCGGACGUUGGUGGAUUGUGCCGUGGAUGAACUUCCCAGCAACAUCCUACUUGUGCGGCUCUUGGAUGGAAUCAAGCAGAGGCCACGGAGGGUUGGUCCUGGGGCGGCAGUCUGCACAAAUGGUACAUCUGGAGCCAUGGCCAGGGCACAUGGAAGUGGAUCCCGGGACCAGGGCACCCCGGGAGCACAACCCCAGCGAGCUCAAGCUAAGAGCACCCUCGUCCGGGGCGUACCCCAGCUCCCGUGUGCCAAGGCGCUCUACAACUACGAUGGCAAGGAACAAGGAGACCUCAAAUUCAGCAAGGGUGACAUUAUCAUCCUGCGUCGACAAGUGGAUGAGAACUGGUACCACGGUGAGAUGGGUGGAGUCCACGGCUUUUUCCCCACCAACUUUGUCCAAGUUAUUAAGCCGCUGCCACAGCCGCCACCUCAGUGCAAAGCUCUCUAUGACUUUGAGCUCAAAGAUAAAGAGGCCGACAAGGACUGUCUGCCCUUCUCAAAGGACGAUAUCCUGACUGUGAUCCGCAGAGUAGAUGAAAACUGGGCCGAGGGAAUGCUGGGAGAUAAAAUUGGAAUUUUCCCCAUCUCGUAUGUUGAGUUCAAUUCGGCAGCUCGGCAGCUUAUAGAGUUGGACAAGCCGUCCGACUCCAGUGGAGACUCCGGGGAAGGGGCCUCCUCAGGGCCUCAGACAAAUGGUGCACACCGGGCAGGGGAGAAGAAGAACAGCAAGAAACGACAUUCUUUCACCUCGCUCACCAUGUCGCACAAACCCAUGCUAGCACCUCCCCCCCAGCGCCACUCCAUGGAGAUUAGCGGUCCGGUCCUCAUCAGCUCCAGCAACCCUACGGCAGCAGCUCGAAUCGGAGAGAUCAGCGGGGGCCUCUCCUGCAGCGCACCUUCACAGGUACAUAUUUGCACAACUGGCCUAAUUGUGACCCCGCCUCCUAGCAGUCCUGUUACUACAGCAACCGUCUUCACAUUUCCCUCAGAGACGAGCUACACAUCCAUCCCUGUGGAUGCUCUCCCACCACCCCCACCGCCUCCCCCCCAGUCCUCCGUUGGUGGAGCUGCAUAUUCGCUGGUUGCCGGACAGAGACCCUCCCCCAGCAUAAGCGACCAAAGUGGGAGACAAAGACCCACAGUCUAUGUGGCAAUGUUUCCCUACACUCCUCGAAAGGAGGAUGAACUGGAGCUGAGGAAAGGAGAGAUGUUUCUGGUGCUGGAACGCUGUCAGGAUGGCUGGUUCAAGGGCACGUCCAUGCACACGGGAAAGAUUGGAGUGUUUCCUGGGAACUACAUGAGCCCCGUCAGCAGGACAGCGUCUGGGAGCUCUCAGCCCAAAGUGCCCUUGAGUCUGUGCACUCAGGCAGGCAGAGGUGUCACCAUCGUCAGCCCUUCUUCUGCUCCCCUUGGAGCCAUUGUUUCAGGGCCUGAUUUUAACAAACCGCUGACUGUAUGCCCCGCCGUUGCACCUGCCAACUCCCAGCCUGCAGCGGUGGUCACCACAGCUCAAACAGCCACAGGCCAACAGCCAAAAGUCUCGCUGCACGUCACCUCCCAGAUGACCGUGAAUCAGGCUCGCAACGCGGUCAGGACAGCUGCAUGUCACAGUCAGGACAGGCCCACAGCAGCAGUGACACCAAUACAGUCUGCAACACCCGUGACGUAUCUCCCGCACCUCGCAGUGUGCUCGCAGCCCGGGUCAAGCCCUGCACAAGGCUGCACUCGAGUAGGGGUGGCAAUGGGCUGCGCAGCUGCCUCCUUGACCCCACCCAAUGUCAGCGCUGCAUCUUUGGAUAGUGACUCUUUGAGACCUGUACCUGUCCUCGCUGUGCCUGUCAACCCUGGGAGCAACUCCGCUCUCAAUCCCACAUCUAACAAUGCAGCUCCUGCCUGCAGACUGGAUAAAGACAUCAAGAGAGAAAAGAAAAGUCUUCUGAAGCUGUUGUCCUCCAAUAAGAAGAAGUCUCGCCCUUCGCCCCCCUCCUCUCCUACCCUUGAGGCUGAGCAGGCCGCUGCUGCUGGAGAGCUGCUACAUGGCGCUGUGGGCCCUGACACCUCCCCUCCCUCUGGCCCAGCGAGCUGCCUGGACUCUGAACCUGCUGCUGCUUCUGCCUCGUCAUCCUCCUCCUCCUCAGUCCCAGAGUCCUCCCAUCGGAAGAGCAGUCCCCUUGAUGGAUGUGUUCCUAUCGCUCCUCCUCCCCGCCAGCCCUGCUCCUCUCUUUUAUCUCAACAGCAUGACGCACGUCCCAUCAUAUGUGAGAGGUACAGGGUGGUUGUAUCAUAUCCUCCCCAGAGCGAAGCAGAGCUGGAACUUAAGGAGGGCGACAUUGUGUUUGUUCACAGGAAGAGGGAAGAUGGCUGGUUCAAAGGCACGCUGCAGAGGAAUGGCAGGACGGGACUGUUCCCUGGCAGCUUUGUAGACAUCAUUUAAUACACGCACGUAUACACACAAACACACAGUGAUCCAUCUGACUGCUGCUAGCCUCGUUAAGGUGUCACUGCUCCCAAGGUUGCUUGGACAGGUCAACCACGAUGACACUUCAAGUCUUGAAAUAGACCACUCGAGAGCGCUGCAGAGAAAAAUCAAUGAAAGCACAUUGGACAGAGUUAGAGGAGAGCACACACUAUUCAUGAACUUUUCUUUACUUUUUUUUUGUUGGUUAUUUAUAUCUUUGUAACAAUUCAACUGUUAAAUGUGUGCCUUGUACUGUUCCUCACUUUAUUGUACAUAAGGACACAAAUAUGAUUAGUCCUAAAACAUCCAAUAUGAACUGUUUAUCCGUAUGUUACACAUUUUAACUUAUUUCAUAGAUCAACCUUUUUGUAGUGCCACAUGUUAAGGGGUUAAGUAAAGCACACGCCUUAUUUUAAUACAUCGGAUUUGCUUUUCUCUAUAUGACUGCUGUUCAGACUGUCAGAAGGCAGUUGUAUUAGGUGGAACAGAUCAGAACAAAUUGUGCUGCAGAGUAGAAAAUAAGAUACUUCUCCUCCUCCGAAGGCAUUAUUGAAUCCGGGGGAUCCUAACAGAGAUCUGCUGUAUUGCACAUUUGAGUACUCCGCUUUGACAAAUUAUUUCUGUGUGCCAUUCACAGGCAUCUAGUUUUUUCUCGCAGUGUGGUUGCAGUGUAAAGGGCUGAUACUGCAUUGAUCAAACAUUUGCAUGUGAUUAGCAAAGCCAUCCGCAGGAGACAAAGUGCUGCGGGACUGUUUGGCUCUGCCGUUUUUAAUAUGCGAAAAACACACUCCAAAAUGGACUCAAAUGAUGCUUACUUUGUACCUUCUUUAUAUUUACUGACCAGAGUAGCUGCUCUCCUAACCUCCCUCGGCAGUAGCCAAACCUGGACAGAGCGCUCCAUCACGGGAGCGACAUAACAUUUCAGUAACAGUGCACGGCCGAUUCCUUUCAGUGUGUAUUUAUUUUCUGUUAGCUACACAUUUCAGAGACGCUGACACCUGCUGCUCGUAGAGAGAGUGUCAUAUAACUAAUCGGACACAGUCGCCCCUCAACGGGCUCCGUUUGUGAACACGAACUCAUUCCUAAUGUGACUUGUGGCAAUAAGAAACACUGCUAGCUAAAGCACAGAAUGUUUGCCUAAAGUAGCAUGUUGUAUCACUCCACAGGAAGAGGUGCAUUCAAUCUGUUGAAUCCAAUCACAAGUUUUUAUUGAAAUCAAUCACAUUGAGCCCUUGAUUCCCCCCCCUGUUUUUCAUUGUUAAGCGAUUCAAAGUUUGUUUCUUGUUUUUCUGUUAAUUGUUGUACUGACUUGAAUUACUAUAAGAUUUCUUAGUGAUUGGAGGGGAUUUGGCUGUAGGUUCGGUGCUUGUUGAACUGAAAAUGAAUUAGCAAUUUUAGAAUACUUUUUAAAAAAAUGAAAGUGUAAUCUUCAUAAAAGAUCAUUCUUCUUUGCCUUGAAGUUGACCAGUUAUGCUCAUUUUUAAUUUUGGACUCGAGUAUUAGCUUUGCACAACUCACAGUUGGAAAUAAUCCUUCUUUAUCUUAUACUGGGCAUUGGUGCAGCCUCUAAGUUCUUCCUCUGAAACAAGCAGUUUAGUUCCUCUACUUUUAAACCAGCUUUUAUCUGAUUGGCUGCACCUAACAAACAAAAGGCUUUUGAUGAUAGAGGAGCCAAAAUUGUUCAGGAGGCAUGCGGUUUUUCACUCUAAGAAGGUCCUGGGUUCAAAUCCAGCAGUGAGUUGGGGCAUUUCUGUGCAGUUUGUAUGUUCUAUGUGGUUUCUCUCCAGGUGUUCCAGCUUCAUCCACAGUCCUUAGACUUCCAUUUUUAGCUGAACUAGUGUGAAUGUGAGCAUGAAUGGAUGUCUGUCAAUCUGUGUUAAACCUGUAAUAGACUGUACCCCACAUCUUGCCUAUUGACAGCAGGAAUUGGAUAGGUAGAAGGAAGUGGACAGAUGGUUUCUCUAUUAUUAUGUUAACAGUUUUAAUCUGGUUAUCUUUUAGUUAUUAACUUAAAGAAAUUUUUAAAAAAAAAGUGUUUUUAUUGGGGAUUUUCCUGAAUUUUAUAUAUUGUUCACAUAAUUUGGGAAGCAUGGUGUUACAGUAGGAACUUCCGGUCCAUCCGGCCGGUGUCCUCUGUGAGACGGCAUCAUUAGACGACAAUGGAAUCAAGAAGAGGAGAGGCGAGGGCAAUGGAAAGCCAAAGAGCCGAUCCAGCUGGCACCUCUGUCAUACAUCACUUUUGACAGAAACCUUUAGAUUGAUCGUGUCAACUUUAAAAAAAAAACAAAAAACCCCAAACUCACUUCCAGUUUAGAGGACUAAACGUACAACAGUGUAAAAAAGAUAACUGUGUUUGCUUGAUUUAAAACACAAUACAUGAAGUAAACCUGCUAGUGAAAUAUGUGCACCUUUAGUUGUUUGAUCCUGAUCAAUCAGAUUUAAAUUUAAAUCCAAUUCACUGCCCAGCCUGCGGUGGGUCGCUCUGCUUAUAGAGCUACAUUGAGUCUACAGCUUAGCAGUUUGUGCUUAGAUUGGAUCACUUUUAAAGUCUUCUACCUGGUUUCAAGUCAGUAUGAUUAGUGUAGACACACUGGGCUCAGGUAUAAAUGCAAACAAUGACAGGACCAAUAAAUAAAGCUUGAAGGAUAGCUUUAUUCAGAAGGACAGGACGCUGACAUUUUACAGAGCCAGAAGUAGAAAAAUCUGUCUGAAACCAGGAGUUUACUGCACUCUGAUGCUCGAGCUUAAUUGGUGACCUCAUUAUGUCAAACUUUGGCCAUUUAUAAUAAAGCAUCCACCUUUGUAGCAAAAGCUGUAUCACAGAAAAGAAGGAAAAGCAUGGUAGGUUCACUUUAAAAAGCCCUCUGAAAAAUCAAUGAAACCCUUUAGAGUAAACGCAUUACUGUGAACCCACCCCCCACCUCCUCGCCUAAGGGCACCUCACAUCAGUUAAUGUAAUGUGACUUAUUCAUCAGAUUUUUUCAGGAAGUCGUUUGAGGUCCGUGGGGUGUUUAAACAUGUUGAGGCAAUCACUGAAUCGUGCCAAAUUUGGCUUUGAGAAGGAGUUUAACGACUGAUUUAGACCCAGAGUUUCAAGCGUCUGUGAUAAUUAUUUUUUAAGUCUUUUGUUGUUAAUUGAGGGGACCACUGUGUAACUGACUGCUGGAAAUAUGUUGUCAUUUGCUUGAAAUUUGGAGCGAGGGCGGAAAGCGAUGGUACAAAUCACUGUUAGGGCUUCUUUUUAUAUAGAAUUAAUCUGAUGUUUUCUUGUCGUCUUGGCCGUCACCACACCAACCUCAGGCGCUCUGCUCAAACUCUCCCUCAUCGAGUGUCUUUUCAUUUCACUGGGAAGCCUUUAAUAUACAGACAUACUCCUACACAGAGGCACACAGUUAUACUGGCGUACACACUACCGCACCGUUUCAAAUCAUACUGACGUCUCGUACAUGUUUUUCAUGCAUAGGCUGCACAGUUUACAACUCAGAAUAUGAAGCAUAUUGAAUGAAGACUAGUAAUUAUUUCUUAAAAUAAUUACUAGUCUUCAUUCAUCCAAACACACGGCAACAUAAGUUUGCUCAAUCCAGCUUAACAGAUUUCUUAUAUGCCAAGGUGACUUACUUGAUUUUUUUUGUUUUUUUUAAGUCUGUCGAUCAUCUGUUAUGUCUGAAAAUGAUGAAACUGAAAUUGACGUGUUUGGCACAAAUCUGUUAUGUGAAAAACAUUCUGAAGUAUUUGAGGGAAUCGCACUUUUUUUUUUUUGUUUUUUUGUAAAAAUCUCUAA